CAGGGGGCGGGCGGAACCGCGCGCGACACUAGGCCGGGAGCGGCCGCGCGCUCCCCGUGACGGCGCUGCGCGCGCCUCGCUCCGCCGGCGACAGCGCCAGCGCCAGAUUGUCCUUCAAAUAUUUAUCUACGUUUACUUCAGUAUUUCACAAUCUGUUGAUAGUUUGGGUAAAUGAUGGCUCAGCUCCAGCAAGGAGGCCCAGAUGAAAAAGAGAAGACCACUGCGUUAAAGGAUUUAUUGUCUAGAAUAGACUUGGAUGAACUAAUGAAAAAAGAUGAGCCACCACUUGAAUUUCCUGAUACUUUGGAAGGAUUUGAGUACAUUUUUAAUGAAAAAGGACAAUUAAGACACGUUAAAACUGGGGAGCCAUUUGUUUUUAAUUAUCGUGAAGAUUUGCAUAGAUGGAACCAAAAGCGCUAUGAAGCUCUUGGAGAGAUCAUUACUAAAUACAUUUAUGARCUACUGCAGAAGGAGUGCCACUUGAAGAAAGUGACUCUUCCAGUUGAUGCAAUUGAGUCUGAACCAAAGAGCUUUAUCUUUAUGAGUGAAGAUGCAUUAAUAAAUCCUGACAAGCUGUUGGUUCUGAUUCAUGGUAAUGGUGUUGUCAGAGCUGGUCAGUGGGCUAGGAGGCUUAUAAUUAAUGAAGAUCUGGACAGUGGCACACAGAUACCGUAUAUAAAGAGAGCUAUUGAGGAAGGCUAUGGAGUAAUAGUUCUGAAUCCCAAUGAGAACUAUAUUGAAGUUGAGAAGACAAAAGCCCAAAUACAGCUGUCUUCUGAUAUCUCAGAUGAACCUGCAGAAAAGAGGGAAAGAAAAGAUAAAGUCCAGAAGGAAAUAAAGAAGCGGCGUGACUUCUACGAAAAGUAUCGAAACCCACAAAAAGAAAAAGAAACUAUGCAGAUCUAUAUUAGAGAUAAUGGCUCUCCAGAAGAACAUGCCAUUUAUGUUUGGGACCAUUUUAUUUCCCAGUCGGCUGCAGAGAAUGUGUUUUUUGUUGCUCACAGUUAUGGUGGACUUGCCUUUGUGGAGUUGAUGAUUCAACGAGAGGCAGAAGUAAAGAACAGGGUAACUGCUGUGGCGUUGACAGACUCUGUUCACAAUGUGUGGCAUCAAGAAGUUGGGAAAACUAUUCGAGAAUGGAUGCGAGAGAACUGCUGUAACUGGGUAUCCAGCUCCGAGCCCCUGGACACGUCAGUGGAGUCCAUGCUGCCAGACUGUCCCCGUGUCUCUGCAGGUACGGAACGCCAUGAACUAACUUCCUGGAAGAGUUUUCCAUCUGUUUUCAAGUUCUUCAGUGAGGCUGUAAAGGCAAAGAACAGCUUGGUGAAACCAACCCCAACACGACGCUCCAACAGGAUAAAAUAUGAGGAAUUCUAAAAGGAGGGGAGGAAAGAAACCCACCACCACCAAUGUCUUUGCUGCUUGUUGUCUGCAAGGAGUCUCCCAGCCCCUCAUUAGAUUGUUUUCUUCCUAGAGCACAGGGUCGUGAUGUAUACAUCUAAAUAGCGUUUUGCAUUAUUUCUAGAUGAGUGCAACUGUCAAAGCAAUAUGGGUUCACUGGUUGUGCUUCCUGUGGGCUGUAACUUGGAUUUUGUGCUGCUCAUCAGUGUGCAGAUUAAGGGUGACAGUGGUACUGCACAGUGCAGCAUGGUGCAGCUUUAAUUGCCCUGACAUAGGCCUGCACCAAGCUGAUGUCAGAAUUUAACAGCUUCAUUGCAGUCCUAUCGCCUGCAGGAUUUUUUGCAGCUUCCUUCUAUUUUGAGACAGAACAAAAYGGCAAUUACUCUUUUUUAAAAGACGGCUCUAACUCAGACGUGUUAACCAGCCUAUGAUUUUACACCCAGUAGCCUUCUCUUUCUCUGGGACCAAGUGGGAUUGAUUUUUAACUCUUUAAUUUUUCUGCUGGCAAGAGUGUGCAAGAAGUUUGGCCCAGAAUUCUAGAAAGGCUCCAGUGUUGUAGAGAUAUUCUCUUACUAGAUCAAUGGCAUUAUCUGUAGGUCUUCUCACCCUUUGGAAAGCUCUACUUUUAAAAAAAAAUGCCUAUUCAUUAACAAGCUGGAUUACACUGUGAAAUAUGACAGAAAAAAAAAAAAAAGACACACUGCAUAUUUUCCUGUUUAUUUUUAAACACAGAGAUGCUUCCAUUUUUGUAUGCUGGGUUUGUAAUGACUUGCCAUUCUGUGUUUUUUCCCUUCUCCCUACGCUCACGGGUUCAUCCCCACUUUCCCAGGCUCUCAGACAUAGGUCAGCCAGCAGUGUACUCAGUGUGGGGACUCCACACCAUGCAUUGGGGAUAUAUGGCUGUAGCCAUAACUAUUGCUUUAGGCAGACUUUCUCCACUAAAACUAAGGGAAAAGAUGUGCUUGAUAGCAUGCUCAGUGAGCAAGCACUCUAAUUAGGCUUCUUUAGUGUCAAUAACACUAAAUUAAAGUGGUCUUUACUGGCCAUGCCCACCUCACCUCUGAUACUGUUAGUGAUGAAUGAGGAGGCGCUUAAACACAAGGGUUUGGGACCCAGCCCCAUCCUCUCCUCAUGCUGUGUGUCCAAUCCUACAGCKGGGGACCAGGAGUGGUGAGGUGCAAAGGGGAGCCCAGCUGCAUUUGGGCCUAAAUCCUGCAGGUGGGGGUCUUGGCACCCACAGAGUGCUCACAUCCCUACCUGCUCAUACUGGCAGCAGGGCUGCACUCCCCCAGUUCCUGCUUCCUGUCAUCUCGCUGCGUUUGAGCUGUGCCCGGGCAGGGUGCGAGAGGUGUCGGUCUGUGCCUGUGCCAAGAGAGGUGCAGGAUCUGUGACCAGCAGCUUUUCUCCUGAGGGAAGUGUGUUGCUAAGGGGAGAGGGCUGCACCCAGCUUCCUCUGCCCUCCACUCUGUAUUCACCCCCAGUCAGAAGAUGCUGCUGCCUGAUCCCUACCGCAGGGGUCUGCAAUUCCCCCUCCCCAGCCCUUGUCCACCCCGGCCCCCCAGACCCUGUGUGUUUAGGGGUAAGGUGAGAGUUUACGCGGCGUGGUUUGGGUGUCUGUGCUUUGUCCCACAUCCGGGGAAGAUGCAGAGGCCAGGGAAGUUAGCAUGUGCACACACACACACCACACCUGCCACUAUCCAUCUCAGAUGGAGUCUCUAGGGUGCCCAAAUAUUGGAGGAGCAGGUCUUUCUUUUUAACUGUUGAUGAGGUACAAACUGGACACAAAUUAUUACUAUAAUGCUUGCCAUUUUUCAAAUAAUUUUUCUUUACUGUGCCCCGGGCCCAGCUCACAUUAUUGCUCCGAUGGGGGGCUGUAGAGCAGAGGGGAUCAUCACUGGUACUGCUCUGCUUGCAGUGAACAAAAAAUAAAGAUGCUCUCUUCUCUCCUCCUUGC
Malurus melanocephalus (red-backed fairy wren) is the source of this 3355-nucleotide messenger RNA. RefSeq names its product family with sequence similarity 172 member A (gene ARB2A). NCBI's taxonomy places the organism in Eukaryota, Metazoa, Chordata, Aves, Passeriformes, Maluridae. The transcript has 11 exons. Gene Ontology annotation, biological process: regulatory ncRNA-mediated heterochromatin formation. Gene Ontology annotation, molecular function: siRNA binding. Bases 172 to 1377 code for a protein of 401 amino acids. Gene Ontology annotation, cellular component: nucleus. The record is from RefSeq and is a predicted model, not a curated record.